Messenger RNA from Pyrenophora tritici-repentis Pt-1C-BFP, 948 nucleotides. Its product is annotated as oxidoreductase NAD-binding domain-containing protein 1. Gene Ontology annotation, cellular component: mitochondrion. Lineage: Eukaryota; Fungi; Ascomycota; Dothideomycetes; Pleosporales; Pleosporaceae. Gene Ontology annotation, molecular function: oxidoreductase activity. The record is from RefSeq and is a predicted model, not a curated record.
AUGCCACAGGCCCGCUCUGCAAAAGCGAUCCUAAGCCACCAAGAGCGCACCGCGACGGAGCCCCGAGACAACGACCUAUACACUGCUACGCUUGCCAAAGUGACACAUGUCAACGAUCGGAUCAAGCGCUAUAAAUUCCAAAUAGAUGAAAAGAACGGCUUCAACUUCCUCCCCGGCCAAUGGCUUGAUGUCUUUGUGCCUGAUGUAGAAAAGCCGGGCGGAUUCACAAUAACCUCAUCGCCGUCAGAAGCGCUCCCGCGAUCGGAUCCUGACCACGUACCGUUCUUUGAGCUAGCCGUCCAAAAGGCUCCUGAGAACCCACCAGCAGCAUGGUUAUGGAAACCGGUCGAGGAGAUACUGGGCAAGCAGGUCACGGUGCGCGUCGGCGGUAGUUUUGUGUGGCCGCCGCCCUGUCUCGACAUGAAGAAGAUCAAGCGCGCCAUCUUCAUCGCAGGCGGCGUUGGUAUCAACCCUAUGAUGUCAAUGAUGACUUAUAUAAACCAGAACUACCCGAACCUCGAAGUACGCUUCUUGUAUUCCACCAAAGUCCCCUCGCGCGAAACAGACCCGAGCGAAGUUCUCUUCCUCCAAGAUGUGCUUGACCUGUUCCGCAUACCGCGCUUCAAAACCACAAAGGAUAGACUAGAGCUCUUCUUUACCGGCACAUGGGAUGGAUCCGAGAUGGGCACAAAUGAGGGCGAUCUGAUACAUCCGCUGAUGUCGUUGACGCUGCCGCAAAUCGAUUCGGCUACCGAAGUACCAGUCUGUGCAUGGACCCAUAGGAUUGACGAUAUCGCGCUGUCGAGCGCGGUUGGUAACAGGAAGGAGGCGCAAUCCACGGUUUUCUAUGUAUGCGGGCCUCCAGACAUGACGGACGACAUGGUCAAGUUUAUCAAGGAGCAAGAUAACGUCAUACCGCAGAGAGUGCUGUACGAGAAGUGGUGGUAA